This is a messenger RNA of Rhinocladiella mackenziei CBS 650.93, 603 nucleotides long. RefSeq lists its product as uncharacterized. NCBI's taxonomy places the organism in Eukaryota, Fungi, Ascomycota, Eurotiomycetes, Chaetothyriales, Herpotrichiellaceae. The record is from RefSeq and is a predicted model, not a curated record. The transcript has 2 exons. Bases 1 to 603 code for a protein of 200 amino acids.
AUGGCUUCGGCAACCCAGGUCAAAUCAUUCCGAGAGAUGCUCGGUGCGCCGCGCGAGACGGCAUCGCCUCAAGAUUCAACUCUGGUCAUAAUAGAUGCUCAGAACGAAUACGCGCAAGGCCACCUGAAAACCGUCAACGUGGAAAACACCCGCAAAGCCAUCGCCUCUCUGCUCGAGAAGUACCGUGCGGGUGGCGACGGGAAGAACAUUGUGCAUAUCGUGCACAAGACCCCGGAUGGCGCGCCGGUGUUCACGCCGGGCACAGCACUCGCGGAGGAAUUUGACGAACUCAAGCCGCGUCCUGGAGAAAAGGUCAUUCAGAAGGAAUUGGUGUCCAGCUUUGCGGGGACGGAUUUACACGAGUAUCUGACUGCGCUGGGCGAGAAAGGCAAAAAGACCCUGUUGACGGGGUACAUGGCGCAUGUGUGCGUGAGUACGACGGCCCGAGCGGGCGCAGAUUUGGGAUAUAAUGUCGUGUUGGCGGGUGAUGCGAUUGGAGACCGAGAUAUUCCGGGGUUCACGGGGCCGGAGGUGACGGAUGCGGUGUUGAAGGAGUUGGCAGAUGCUUUUGGCACGGUUAUUCAAAGUGGUGAGGUCAAGUAG